This is a messenger RNA of Didymodactylos carnosus, 1408 nucleotides long. NCBI's taxonomy places the organism in Eukaryota, Metazoa, Rotifera, Eurotatoria, Philodinida, Philodinidae. The record is from the annotation of a GenBank genome assembly.
AUGGGAGCCUAUUUUUCGUCUAUUUAUCAUUUUUUCUUUCAUCCGAAGGCAAUUGCAAAUACCGCUGAGCCCGCAAAAGCAAAAUUUUCUUGGGAACAACGUUCAGAAACAUUGAAUAAAAAGGACUAUAUCUUAGAUAAAUUGAAAGAUCAAACAAUAAUCCGUCUGCCUGGACAAAUUAAUGGACAACAAUUUAUAAUACAAAAUUGUGAAAGUUGUACAAUUUAUAUUUUCGAUCAUGUAGGACAAAUACAAAUUGAUGAUUGUAAACAUUGCAAAAUAUUCAUUGGUCCUGUUAAAGGAAGUUUAUUCAUUCGUGAUUCACAAAACUGUAGUUUAGCUACAAUUUGUCAACAAUUUCGAACGAGAGAUUGUCAUGAAUUAAAUGUAUUUCUUUCAUGUGUAAGCCAACCGAUUAUUGAAUCAUCGCAUCAUAUUCGAUUUGGCUGUUUAAUGUAUAAGUAUGAUAAAUUAGUAGGUAAGUAAACGUAGUGCAAAACUGGCUACUUUCAUAUUUAGUUGAGACUUUGUCAGAUUUUAAAAUUUGGUGUUUUGUGAAGUUUGAUUCUGAGAUGUUCUUCGUGCUCUUACUAUUUUAAUGUUUGAGGAUUUGUAUAUUAAACUUGAACUAUUUAACAGACACUUCAUGCCUAUGUUCUAAUUUCCCAGAUCGACGAUAGAGCCCUGCAGGUUAAAUCUAACCUAACCUAUAGGUUAGGCUUCAGGUUAUGAAACUUUUUAUAGGUUAGGUUGUAGGUUACGCCAUUAAUAACCUAAACGAAAAACAGCGAUUUUCAACGACCACAUUAAAACAGUCAAUACUUUGAGUAAUAAAGCGUAGUCCGAAUGGAACUUUAUCAAUUGAGCGAUAGGUUUUCUAGUACUAAACUAAACUAUUUUCACUGAAAAAUGGUACAAUCAAAAAAGGAAAUACAGAGAAAAAACUUAUGUUUGCUAAAAAUAGAUGGCGAAUACACAAAAAUAACAGCACCGUUGUAGCAUCGAGAACCCAAAGUGGAAUUCUGAUCUACUCUUAAGCGGGUCUCUCUAUUUAGAAAGCUAUUUUCCAAUGAUUGCAUUAAAGAAUAAAAGACUCACGAGGAAACCUCUCGAGAAGAUAAAACGCUUUUUGAUCGAUAUCUAGUGGGUUAUAGGUUAUCGACCAUGCUGAUUCCAAAUAUGAUUAUGGGAACUACCCUUAACCGUACGAAGAGCCGGUUUUCUGGAAAACCAGUCUUUCCGAAACUCUAAAAAGUAACCAAAACCUUUCUUAAUGAUGCAUUAUUGUAGUCCGCAAGUUUCUGAUUAAAAUGAGACCUCUGCCAGCUCUACACGACCUUUCUUUGCAAAGUUAUAGAAUUUACAAGAAAAGCCCUAAAUGUUUAUUGUCAGCUCAAAGCUAUAAUUU